Messenger RNA from Blepharisma stoltei, 1154 nucleotides. The record is from the annotation of a GenBank genome assembly. NCBI's taxonomy places the organism in Eukaryota, Ciliophora, Heterotrichea, Heterotrichida, Blepharismidae.
AUGGAUGAAGAAGUAAAUUAUAAAUCACUCUAUGAAGAAAAAUAUGAAGAAUUAGAAUCAUUCAAAAAAGACUUCGAAGAAUACCAAGGUAAUUUAUAAACAGAAAGCAAUAAGCGCUUUGAGCUAGAAGUUGAAGAAGAAAUAGAACAAUUGAUGGUCGCAAAACUUGAGCUGGAAAGAGAAAAUAAAGCUUUGCAAGAAAAGCUAGAAAAAGCUAAAGGCUCUUUAGCUAAAAAAACUAAAGAGCUUGAAGCCAUGUCUCAAAGAUUGAAGACUACAUCAUCAACGACAUCAGGAGAAAUUGAUGCAUUAAAGCAAAGACUGAAAGAAGUGGAAACAGAAAAUGAAGUUUUAAGAGGAAGAGUUAGGGAAAAAGACCAAAAUAUUGGCGAUUUAACUAAAUUUUAUCAUAAAACGCUAGAAGAGUUGUCAUUGGCUGGGUCAGAGCUAGAGAGGAUUAAAACGACAAAAGAAAAAGAGUCCCAAAAGCUGAAAGAGCAUGUAAGCGAACUUACACAGGAACUGCAAAUAAUUAGAAGACCUAAUUUGCAAGCAGCUGAACUAGAGCAGCCACCUCCAGAAAAAGAUUUUAAAAUUAAAUUUGAUACAAACGUGCAGAAUAAAGAUCCAUUGGAUAUGAUAGAUUCCUUAAUCUGACAAGAAAUAAAAUGGUGAUGUUGAUGGAAAUUGAAAUCUGAGGCGCAGUUCUUAUGAGCAGGUAGGACAGAUCCUGAUGAAGCUGAAAGUAGGGCCACUGUCUUUUUUUGAAGUAGGCUUUCAUGCUUUGGUGAUUUAUUGCCGAAGAGGGAAGUUUAUUUCUCCAGUGAAACUUUCUUGUCCCUGCCAGAAGUGCUAGACGAGUUUUACCUACCAAAUGGUCCUUGUCAGGACCAGCGGGGCACUUUUCAGAUGGCAGCUCUGCCCAAGGGAGCUAAUCUCCUGGACAUGUGUUUCAGGUCGGAAAUUCAAGAUGGUGGCCUUCCAUUUCCUCAUUUGUACUAUGAGGUUUGUAGAGGCCACUCUUUUGGAGCCGAGACGAGGCAAAGACUAGUGGGCUGCUCGCUUAUAGCUAGAUAACCUUUUAAUUCAAUAUUUUAAUCCUGACAAUUUCUAACAGCUUAGACGAGUAUAAAUCUUCGUAUGCAUUGAAAUAA